Setaria italica (foxtail millet) is the source of this 1045-nucleotide messenger RNA. Its product is annotated as ATP synthase subunit delta', mitochondrial. Gene Ontology annotation, molecular function: proton-transporting ATP synthase activity, rotational mechanism. Gene Ontology annotation, biological process: proton motive force-driven ATP synthesis. The record is from RefSeq and is a predicted model, not a curated record. Lineage: Eukaryota; Viridiplantae; Streptophyta; Magnoliopsida; Poales; Poaceae. The coding region runs from base 108 to 719 and encodes 203 amino acids. The transcript has 2 exons.
CCCUAGCACCCAGUCCCCGCGGCCGCAUCCGUCGAAUCCUCGAGGGCAACGACGCGAGGCGAGGAGAGAGAGAGAGAGGAAAAAGAGAGGGGUAGAGAGAGAGAAAAAUGCUGCGCCACGCCGCCCGCCGUCUCGUCUCCCGCGCCGCCGUGGCGCCCACCGCCCGCCGGGCGCUCGCCACGGCGGAGGUGCCCGCGGCGGCCGCCGAGGACUCCACGUUCGUGGAGGCGUGGAAGAAGGUCGCUCCCAACAUCGAGCCCCCCUCGACGCCCAUGUCCCUGAUGCAGCCGCGCCCGCCCACGCCGGCCACCAUCCCCACCAAGCUCACCGUCAACUUCGUCCUCCCCUACAAGUCCGAGAUCGCCAACAAGGAGGUUGACAUGGUGAUUGUACCAGCUACAACUGGUCAGAUGGGUGUUUUGCCAGGCCAUGUUGCCACAAUCGCUGAGCUCAAGCCUGGUGUUCUCUCGGUACAUGAGGGGAACGAUGUGACCAAGUACUUUGUGAGCAGUGGGUUUGCAUUCGUCCAUGCAAACUCCAUAGCUGACAUUGUAGCCGUUGAGGCUGUCCCUGUGGAUCAGAUCGACCCAGCCUUGGUCCAGAAGGGUCUCUCUGAAUUCACUGCCAAGCUUGGGUCAGCCUCAACUGACUUGGAGAAGGCUGAGGCUCAGAUCGGAGUCGAUGUCCACAGUGCACUCAAUGCUGCAUUGACUGGUUAAUUGAUGACAGAAUGUGAGUUGGAAGUUUGCAAACUCAUGGACGUGGGAUGGAGGGAAUGAUUCUUAAAUAAAUUAUACUCCAUCUAAAACAUGGACUUCUGUUUCUUCUUUUUACUUGAAUCCUGCAUGGAUUUGUUUUUGUACUGGUGAAUAUUUUUCCUCUGAGCUCAAGACCUGGUGAUUGUUUCAAUUUUCAUUGAGUUGGGCCUUGAAUCAGAAGAAAUAGAUGUGCCAUACUGCCAUUCCGUAGCUCCAGUAAAAUGUCAAAUAUUACUAUGUUUACUUUUAAGAGCAAUAUAAACUACGGUUCGGUUGCUUCCUGUGAA